GAUUGGCUCGUGUUCAACUCAAUCUCGGACGAGAUCCCUGAAUUGUCUCGCAAAGCUUGAAAAUGUUUUGGAACAGUUAACAUUCAAACCAAGCUUGAAUUCGUUAAUCGCCCCUGCGGAAAUCAUUAGUUCCAAGAAGCAGAGAGGGAGAGGGAGAAUGAGCGAGUCGAGUAUCAGGCUUUCUUCUUCAGCCUCUAAACGAAACUCCAAACGUCUACUCUUCGACAGGCGCUACGGUUGGAUUUUUGAUGAAUGGAAAGACCCAGCGGAGGAAGCCCUGGCAGGAGGCAGACAAAUGUUUUGCAUUGUGCCUGUAUCAAAAGCUUGGUUUUGUAUGGCUUCUCAAUGGAUUAACCUUGUCGGAAGCUCCACAGUUGAGGUUAUUAAAAGACCAGAGUUGCUCUCACCUCAAAUACUGCAAUCAAAUAUCAACAACCAACUGCAGAAAUGUAUUUCUUUCAUACAAAAGCCAGAAUUCAACUUAUUUUCUUUAUUAACAUGGGAGCUGAUUGCUUCAAUGUCUCAUCCAGAUCCGAAAACCAAUGAAUCACAAACCGGUUAGCAGUAGUUGACUCUUCAUUACUUACCUUUCGUCUUAUUAAUUUAUCAUUCUUGUUUGUAGUGCUUGUAACGUAUUUGUGGAUUCUUAUUGGCUCAACUCAAUAUCACUACUGAAUCAUCAAUCUUAUCUGUUUCACUUA
Messenger RNA from Rhododendron vialii, 701 nucleotides. RefSeq lists its product as uncharacterized. Lineage: Eukaryota; Viridiplantae; Streptophyta; Magnoliopsida; Ericales; Ericaceae. The transcript has 4 exons. The record is from RefSeq and is a predicted model, not a curated record. The coding region runs from base 158 to 562 and encodes 134 amino acids.